Saxophila tyrrhenica is the source of this 702-nucleotide messenger RNA. RefSeq names its product Protein-lysine N-methyltransferase efm6 (gene EFM6). The record is from RefSeq and is a predicted model, not a curated record. Gene Ontology annotation, cellular component: cytosol; cytoplasm. NCBI's taxonomy places the organism in Eukaryota, Fungi, Ascomycota, Dothideomycetes, Mycosphaerellales, Extremaceae. Bases 1 to 702 code for a protein of 233 amino acids. Gene Ontology annotation, molecular function: protein-lysine N-methyltransferase activity. The transcript is spliced from 4 exons. Gene Ontology annotation, biological process: peptidyl-lysine methylation.
AUGGCGGACCGCGACUCCGAGCCUUCAGACGUCCUCACCAUGAUUGGCGAAGACCUGGUGCAGUCGCGCGAGCACAAAGCUCCCCAGACAAGCCGAAUUGACUUCGACGGACUACUUCAACCAGAACUGGUACUGCAUCAAGACCUGGCGAAGGGCAAUGGCGGACAGGCUUGGCCUGCCGGAAUGGUACUGGCCAAGUACCUGCUACGCAGAAAGCGGGAUGAGCUGAGGGAGUCUACGAUACUCGAGCUGGGUGCUGGCAGUGGUCUCGUUGGGCUCGCGAUAACAGUCGGGUGCCAGCCAACUACUCCAGUAUGCAUCACGGACCAAAAACCAAUGCUGGCCUUGAUGCAGCAGAACACCGCCUUGAACAAUCUCCAGGACAAAGUCGUCCCUGCUGUCUAUAAUUGGGGUGCGGACAGUCUGGUGCCCGUUGCUGAACAUCCAGACGUUGUCCUCGCAGCAGACUGCGUCUACUUCGAACCCGCGUUCCCACUUCUGCUGGAGUCUCUGGAGGCCCUUAUCGGUCCAAACACAGUCUGCUACUUCUGCUACAAGAAGAGGCGAAGGGCGGAUCAGCGCUUCAUCACUGCACUGAACAAGCGGUUUCUGGUGGAGCCUGCUCUCGACGACCCUGACCGCGCAGCCUACACCCGCCAGAACAUAUUCCUCUACACCAUCCGACGGAAGGAGAAGCGAUGA